Alosa sapidissima (American shad) is the source of this 7498-nucleotide messenger RNA. RefSeq names its product growth regulating estrogen receptor binding 1 (gene greb1). The transcript has 33 exons. NCBI's taxonomy places the organism in Eukaryota, Metazoa, Chordata, Actinopteri, Clupeiformes, Clupeidae. Gene Ontology annotation, biological process: multicellular organism development. The record is from RefSeq and is a predicted model, not a curated record. Bases 171 to 5798 code for a protein of 1875 amino acids.
AGUAAAACGCGACGGUAAUGUGUGACUGAGAGGUGCGAUAGUUCAGCUGAUUGAGCUGGAAACAUGGCUAUCUUCACUCCGCUGGAGCACUCGACUCGAAGUUGAGCGCCGCACAGCGAAGCGGCAGCCUGCCAUAAACUUUUGUUUACCGUGGGGGAAGCCAGGCGGACAUGGGCAACUCGUAUGCUGGGCAGCUGCGGACCACUCGGUUUGAGGAGGUGCUGCACAGCUCUAUCGAGGCGUCCCUGCGCUCCAACACCGUUGUCCCCCGACCCGUCUUCUCCCAGCUCUACCUGGAGGCCGAGAACCACCCCACCUCACAGAAUGCAGGGCGGACAGAAAAUGAGGAAGAUGAGGAGGAGGAUGGAUCUGAGUCCAACAGCCCCCCCAUCCUAUACCAGAUGAAGACCCCACCUGAAGGAAGCUGCACAACAGAUGGGUUCUGUCAGGCAGGCAAGGACCUGAGGCUGGGCUCCAUGGCAACGGACUCCCUGGAAGUCCCCCCCGGCUUCCUGUUGGUGGGCGCCAAGUCGCCCAGCAUUCCCGAUCACAUCCUGGUGUGCGCCGUGGACCGGAGGUUCAUCCCAGACGAGCGUGGACACAAUGCACUUUUAGGUUUUGCGGGCAACUGCAUGGGCUGUGGAGAGAAGGGUUUCCGCUACUUCACCGAGUUCUCGCACCACAUCAACCUGAAGCUCACCACGCAGCCCAAGAAGCAGAAGCACUUGAAGCACUACCUCCUCCGCAACGCGCAGGGCCAGCUGGUCAAGGGCCCCCUCAUCUGCUGGAAGGGAAUAGAUAACCGAGUGAGACAGACAGGUCCGGUUGGCUUCACAGGAGCCAACGGCGGAGAGGACCACUUAAACGGCCCCCACCCCACAGAGACACACACAGCCUCCGGUCACUCUGCCCUCAGCACGGCCAACUGCACAGAUCCGGUCGGUCCGCUGCAUCUGCCAGAGAACCCCCAUGCCUUGACCAAUGGGAAUCACUGCCCACCCUCCCAGCAGGCUUUGCAGCAGCCCGGCGUGGCAUCGCAUGGACGACCCUCUGUAAUAGGUACAAUCACAAAUGCGGGUCCCCCAAAGAAGAGACACAAGGGGUGGUCACCAGAGUCUUCAAAAGCAAACGACGCAGCCGCCAAGGCUGUGUCCACGGCAACCACUGGUCCCAGAUCAGACAAUGGAGUCCCGGUGAGUGUGUCCCAGGGGUCCCCGCCGACUCUGGCCUCAGGGGAGUCCGUCACAGUGCCUGAGAACCUGGUGCAGACAUGCAAACUGCAGCCCGUCAUCUUCAAAGGUCAUGGGAACCUGCCGGUGCUGUGUGGGAACACUGCGGAGGUGCAGGUCAGCGCUCUGCUGCAGGCCUGCUACAGGAACUCCCAGGCCCUGCCGCGGGUCUACGAGCAGUACGGGGCCGCCCCCAUCCAACCGCUCUCCACUGAGAUGCAGAUCCUCCUCACCGUCUACUACCUGGUGCAGCUAGGCUCUCACCAGAUGCCCCUGAUGGAGGAUCUGGAGCAGAUCUUCAUGCGCUCGUGGCGCGAGUCACACCUGACGGAGAUCCGGCAGUACCAGCAGACGCGCCCCCAGAUACCCCCGCAGCUCCCAGGCCUGGCGCAGCCCCUCACGCCAUCACAGCUGCCCUGGCUGGCCCGCCUGGCGGCCAGUUCCUGCGGAGACGGCGUGCUCGUGUUGGACACCGCCGCCUCGCUCGCCGAUGGACUCAGGGUCACCUUCCAGAGGCUGGUGGACGGCAAGCUGGCCCAGACCAACUAUGUGGUCAUCAUCUGCAUGGGCAAGAGCCAGGACAUCGAGUCCUGCGUGGUGGUCACAGGUAAGCACCAGACCAGGGCUCUGGCAGAGAGCAUGCUCUCCCCUGGUGACAACCUGAAAGCAAUCAGCUAUGAGGUCUACUCCGGAAUGACCACAGAGCUCAGAGCGUACUUCAACUCGCUGGGACCUGAUGGGGACAUGGAAAGUUUGCUGGAGAAAGCCAGCGCAGAGAGCAGUGGUCACUUCUCUCUGUCCAGCAGCCAGGAGUCCGUUGGGGACAGCCCCAAACCCACAUGCUCAGAGUAUCACGCGGAGUGGCACGAGAUCCGCGCCAUCCAGCUGGCAGUGGCGCGGAAGCUGCUGUCCCAUGUGUGCGCCAUCGCCGACUCCAGCACGCAGAACCUGGACCUCGGCUCCUUCGACAAGGUGGAGUUCCUCAUCUGCGUUCCGCCGUCUGAGGUCACGUUCCAGCAGAUCAUCCUCCACCUGUGGAACUCAGGUGUUCUCCACGAGUUGGGUCUGGACCAGGAGUGCUUGUCCCUGAAGCAGGUGGAACAGUACGUUGUCAAACUGGACCAGGACGCCGUGGAGAAGAUCGACAGCCUCAUCCAGAAGUCGAAGAUGAACCCUUACACCCUCUACAUCCUGGUGCAUGACCAUGCCCACUGGGAUCUCAGCAGUGCCCACUACAGUGGUGGAGGCGGUUCUCGUGAGGGCCUGGUGGACAGUUUGCUGAACUGCCGUCAGAUCCGUGACGCUCCUAACAUCCUGACGCUCCACGUCACCUCGUUUCCCUUCGCCCUGCAGACUCAGUACACGCGCGUUAGCCCUUACAACGAGAUUCACUGGCCGUCCACAUUCAAUAACGACGUUGAUCUGUAUAAUGAGAAGACCAAGUACUUUGGCAUCUCAGAGCUGCUCGACUCCACUCACACCGGAGCUGGACUGCCUCUGCUGCGCUUCGACAGCUCCUUCGAGAACAUGGCUGCCGCCGUGGAGGACAGGUUUCCCAAGCUGCACAGUGCAGUGAUCCGCACCCACAUCCUGCUCCAGCAUUAUUCGGUGGCCCUGAUGGUGGCGUCGGGCCAGUCGCACCUGCAGAAGCACACCUCCGUGGAGACGCUGGAGAUCGUCCAGUGCCUGCUCAGCUCCGCCCAGCGUUGCCCCAGCAACCACGGGCACAUGGUGCUCCUGCGCGUGCCGUCCCCUGCGCUGGCGCUGGUCACGCAGCAGCGGCUCACUCACGUCCGAGACAAACUGGGCCUGCAGAACCAGUUCGAGGUGGUCCUGGGCAACCCCACCUCCGCCCUCUCGCUGGGGAAGCACUUCCUGGAUCAGCUCAAGGUGUGGUUGAAGGUCCAGGACCCCGACUGGACUCCACGGACAUACCUGGAGUUGGAGGCGUUGCCCUGCAUCCUCAUCCUGACCGGCAUGGAACCGCUGGGGGAGUCCCUACCACGCUCUCUGAAGUACUGUGACCUGCGCGUGAUCAGCUCAGCGUUCCUGCAGCGAACUCCUCUGGAGCAGGAGUUGGGCCUGGCUGCUUACCUGGUCAAGGCGGGGGCCCGCGACCCCCACGACCCCCGCGACCCCCGCGCGGCAACCACCGGCAGUGACCUGUCCGAGAGCGACCCCGAGAAGCUCUGCAGCACCGACAACGAGGAGGAGGAGGUGGUGGUGGAUGUAAACAGUGAUCUCCCCGGCCUGGACCCCUCCCCCCCCCCAGCCUCUCAGCACUCCCAGUCAGACGGCUCCAUCCUGGACCCCGAGAAGCCCCAGCCUCCCCCCCAGCUUCCCCCCGACCCGCGUGACCCCACUCGGGCCGCCCCUGCCGCCACGACGGACCCCUCCACUGCCCAGCGGAGGCCGUCCAAGUCCACGUCGUCGGGCUCGUCCUCGACGCGCGCCUCCACGCUGCGCCAGCGGUGCUCGUGGGCGCGGAACCGGAGCCGCCCGCCGGUGGUGCUGCUGCCGCGGGCGGCGUACGAGGUGCUGACCGCGCUGGACGCCAGCGGGCUGCCCAAGAGCACGUCGCUGCUGCCGCACGCCGCCGUGGAGUGGGCCAGCUCCUUCCGCCCGCUGCUCAGCAAGAUCAUGACCUGCACAGAGCAGUCGCUCUACUACCGCCAGUGGACCGUGCCCAGGCCCAACCACAUGGACAGCAGCAACCGGGCCGAGGGACGCGCCGACAACUUCCACCCCCGUAGGCUGCUGCUCAGCGGCCCGCCACAGGUAGGGAAGACGGGAGCUUACCUGCAGUUCCUGGGCAUCCUGUCCCGCAUGCUUAUCAGACUCAUGCAGGUGGACAUCUACGACGAGGAGGACAUCAACUGCAGUGAUAAGCUGCCCCUGGUCCAGUACCACCAGGCGGGGGUUACGUGGCCCAGUACGGACAUCCUGCGGAGCAUGUCCUUCGACUACACCAUCCACGACCCCAAAUACGAGGGCAUCAGCCUCAUCUACUCCACAGAGCACACUCCUGCAGAGGAGGGUAACCCACGGCGACAGGAGGAUGUAUACCUCCGCAGGCGCACCUCACGCAUUAAGCUGUCCAAGUACGCUGCCUACAACACCUACCACCACUGUGAGCAGUGCCACCAGUACAUGGGCUUCAACCCGCGCUACCAGCUGUACGAGUCCACUCUGCACACCUUCACCUUCUCGCACCUGCUGCUGGGGGAGGAGAUCCAGCUCUAUUUCAUCAUCCCUAAGUCCAAAGAGCACCACUUCGCCUUCAGCCAGCCCGGAGGACAGCUGGAGAGUCUCAGACUGCCGCUCGCCUCUGACUGGAAUCCUGACUGUAUAAAGAGCCCCAUUUUCACCCCCACCACUGGACGCCACGAGCACGGUCUGUUUAACCUCUACCACGCCAUGGAUGGAGCCGCACACCUCCACAUCCUGGUCAUCAAGGAGUACGAGAUGGCCGUCUACAAGAAGUACUGGCCCAACCACAUCAUGCUGGUGCUGCCCACCACCUUCAACGGAGCCGGGAUCGGUGCAGCUCACUUCCUGAUAAAGGAGCUGUCCUACCAUAACCUGGAGCUGGAGCGGAGUCGGCGUGUGGAGCACGGCAGCCGAGCGCAGGACGUCUGGCCCUUCAUCAUCCUCGCCGAUGACUCCUGCGUCAUGUGGAACGCUCUGGACGUCGACCCCAAGAGUGGUAGUAAGGGCACAGAGAGGAACGUAUCACUUAAGCAGGUGCUUCAGCACAUGGAGUCGUCUGCUGACAUCACACAGUAUGGCCUGUGCGGCCUCAGGAAGUGGUCGAGUCGCUAUGGCAACCAGACGGGGCGCCACCGUGAGCCCUUCUCACGCGGACACCUGCAUGACUUUCUGUUGCUGAACGUGGACCUGACGCAAAACGUCCAGUACAACCAGAAUCGAUUCACAUGUGACGAUGUGGACUUCAACCUGAGGGCACACAGUGCUGGCCUUCUCGUCUGUCGCUUCAACAACUUCAGCGUCAUGAAGAAACAGAUCACUAUCGGAGGCUAUCGCACCUUCAUCGUUAAGACCAAGAUGACGGACGUUCCGACCACAGUGCAGCCAUCUCAGUACAUCUGUGCCCCGGACAGCAAGCACACGUUUCUGUCCACUCCGGCCCAGCUGCUGCUGGAGAAGUAUCUGCAGCACACCAGCCACAAGCUCUUCCCCCUCAGCGCACACUGCUAUAGCCACCCGGUGCUCUCCGUCGACUGCUACCUCAACCUGGGCCCAGAGGUGACGGUGUGUUUUGUCAGCUCCCGACCCCACUCCAUCAACCUGAGCACCACAGACCUGCUGUUCGGCGGCCUUCUGCUCUACUUCUGCGACUCCUUUGUCACGCCUGGCUUCCUCAAGAAGUUCCACUUCCUCCAAGGGGCCACUCUGUGUGUGAUCUGCCCCAAUCGCAGCUCCUUGCGUCAGACGGUGGUGCGUCUGGAGCUGGAGGAUGAGUGGAGGUUCCGUCUGAGUGACGAAUUCCAGACAGCCAAUGCCAAAGAGGACCAGCCCCUCUUCUUCCUCACCGGCAAACACAUAUAAUCCCCCCUCUCCCAUCUUCCCCAUCUUCCUCAUCAUCAAACACAUAUAAUCCCCCCUCUCCCAUCUUCCCCAUCUUCCUCGUCGGCAAACACAUAUAAUCCCUCCUCUCCCAUCUUCCUCAUCGUCAAACACAUAUAAUCCCCCCUCUCCCAUCUUCCCCAUCUUCCUCAUCGGCAAACACAUAUAAUCCCCCCUCUCCCAUCUUCCUCAUCGUCAAACACAUAUAAUCCCCCCUCUCCCAUCUUCCCCAUCUUCCUCAUCGUCAAACACAUAUAAUCCCCCCUCUCCCAUCUUCCCCAUCUUCCUCAUUGGCAAACACAUAUAAUCCCUCCUCUCCCAUCUUCCUCAUCGUCAAACACAUAUAAUCCCCCCUCUCCCAUCUUCCUCAUCGGCAAACACAUAUAAUCCCUCCUCUCCCAUCUUCCUCAUCGUCAAACACAUAUAAUCCCCCCUCUCCCAUCUUCCUCACUAGCAAAUACAUAUCUUCUUUCUCACACAGAAACAUAUCUAAUCCCCUAGUCCCUCUUCCUCACAUAUACAGUAUAAUCCCCUAGUCCCUCUUCCUCACAUAUAUAAUCCCUUAGUCCCUCUUCCUCACAUAUAGAAUCCCCUAGUCCCUCUUCCUCACAUAUAUAAUCCCCUCGUCCCUCGUCCUCACACAGAAACAUGUCUAAUCCCUUAGUCCCUCUUCCUCACAUUUAUAAUCCCCUAGUCCCUCUUCCUCACUCUCAAACACGUAUAAACCCCCUCUGCUCCCUGGUAAAACUGGUAAACAUAUCCUGACUGGUAAACAUAUCCAUACCCAGCCCUGAUCCUCUCUAAUUUACACACACACCCAGAACACAGGAAACGCAUCUGGCCCAUCUCUGGCCCACACCCUCAUCAAACCUGGGCAGGAUCCACUUCCGGGUCAACUGCAGUGUGGUGUACUGUUUAUUAAGAGAUUAUUAAUCUGCAAGGGCAAUGGUGUUAUCCUCUGUGUGUAUAUAUGGCAUAUAUUGUAUAUGUAUAUCUGCUACGUAUGUCUGAAUAUGACCUUUUAAAGUGUUUUCUUUCUCUAUGUAGCAAGCCUGUAUUACUUAAAACAAAGUUAAUUUAUAGUAUUUGCAUAUGGCAUUAUUAUUCCCUCGUGGAAGGUGACAUUUUGUUACUAUGCAGCCAUUUUAAAAGGCUUUUCUUUUCUGUCGUCCUGUUUGGUUUUUGUUUGUUUUAAAUUGUUUUUUUUUUUAUAUCAUUCCAUAACAUGGAGGUAAGCAUAAAGCAUAUUGUGCCGUACAACACAAUAUCAAUGUAUUUUCUUUUGAGAUGUUUUGUAAAAAUAAUAUUUUUCUAGGUGUUGGUAUGCCAGAUCAGAUGUUCUGAUGUGAAGAUGGAGUUGUUGUUUUUUUAUGGAAAGUACUUAUAUGGUUGCCUUGGGAACUUUGUUUUUCAAGCAUUGUCAUGACAAUUUAGGUAAUAAGGACAAUGUAAUCAUCCUCUGAGUGACGUUAUGAAUGAAUUCGUAUCACUUUAUUGUUUUAGUACAAUCCAUGCCUCAGUGUUAUGCACUGUACAAACUCCUCUGUAAAUACUUGUUAUUUUACUUGUUAACCACAAGGGGGAGCUGUUACUGCAAUAUUGACAAUGUUGAAGUUACUGUAACCAAAGUGUCUACUCAGUUUUUAAGUGUAUACAUUUAUGGAUUAAAAAUGUCAAACCAG